Molecule: messenger RNA, 2502 nt
Organism: Nicotiana attenuata
Lineage: Eukaryota; Viridiplantae; Streptophyta; Magnoliopsida; Solanales; Solanaceae
Product: kinesin-like protein KIN-12D
Exons: 3
Coding region: 1-2430 (809 amino acids)
Source: RefSeq, a predicted model, not a curated record
AUGAAGAAAAUUGAGGAGAUUAUGGAUUUGCAACUUGAGUUGGACAUUCUGAAAGUUAUAGUUCAAGAAGAAAGGUUGCAUCGCAAUGAAUUGGAGCAAAGUGCUGAAUCCAUGAUGCAAGACAUAGAGUCAUCAAAAGAGCAGCUUCUGUUAGUGACCAAGAAAUGUGAAGAUGUUCAGGCAGAACUCGGGGAAGCAAAAUCCAUUAUUGAAGCUCUUGAAUCUCAACAUCUCUUAGCAAUCACUGAGGUAGAAGAUCUAAGAAACAGUAACAGCCAUUAUGCUGAAUUACUGCAGAAACAGGAGCUUGAAAUCUCUUCCUUGAAGGAGCAAAUGAUUCGUCAAGAAUUGAGAGAUCUCUCAUCUUCGAAGCUCUUAGAAAGUGAUGAUUCUCCCUUGCAAGCAAAGCUUAAAAAGAUGCAUGAUUCCCUUGAGAAGGCCAAAAUGUUGAAUCGGCGGUACCAAAAUGACUGUGAAUUUCAAGUCUCAAAUGAGGAAGCGAUGGAUGAAAUAAGUAGGCAGGCUGAGGCAGAAACUGCUGAAGUGAUUGUAUGCUUGCAGGAAGAACUCCUUCUUCUGCAGCAGGAAGUCAGAAAUAGUAGCUUGAAAGAGAUGGAGAGCACAAAGAGGUUAACUGAGCUGGAAACAGAGGUUAAAAGUUUGGAGGCAAAAUUGUCUUUGAUGACAGAAGAAAAUCGAAAACUUGGUGAAAUUGUACAUGAAAAAGAAAAAGAGUUAAUAGAUAUGUCUGAAGAAUGGGCACAGGUAAACAGCGAGAUUGAAGCUAUUGUAAGUGGGGGGCAUGAGGCUCUCAAAGAUGCCUGUGAGCAACUGGAUUUUAUUUCCAGUACAUUUCCAGAUAAGAGAAGUAGGAUAUCUGAACAAUUUGGCAGAAUGACAAAAUGCAUUUUUGAAAAGGAUUUAUUUAUUGAAGAGCUCAAUCAGAGUCUGGAGAAUGCUCUCAACAAAAGGAAUGAUAUGGAAUCCAUGUUGAGAUCUCUUAGAGGGGCAGCUUUAGUUAUGACGGAGGCGCACCAGCUAGAUUGCCGUGAAAAGGAUGCUGAGAUACUUUCUUUGACAUCCCAGUUAAGCUCAAAGGCACAUGUCAUCUCAGAACUUGAGAACAAGAUUAAGCAUGGGGAGGAUCAACUCAGAAAGGCGUCGGUCAGUGCAACUGUUGCUUUUGUGGUGGUUAACUGGUUGUCUGAACAGAAUUCCAACUAUAUUGAUGCUUUAAGCCAGAAGGACAUGCAGCUUAAGGAAUCUCUAGAAACAAGCAGACAGAAGGAUGCUAUUCUCUGUGAUCAGGCCUCAGUAGUCGCUGCUGCAGAGAAUCAAAAUGAGUCUCUUGAGGAGCAAAGACAAAAGCUUGAAGAAAGUGAUCUGUUGAAAACGAUUGAGAAACUUACAGAGCUGCAAGUAGGUGUUUCAACAGUACGUUCGCACCUGAGUGAGUGCGUGGAAAGAAGUGGAAGUCCUGGAAAAGAUAUUAGCAAUGAAACUGAUGCAUCUUUUUCUUCUGAUUACAAGUUUGAAACACGGACAGGUACUGAGAUAAGACAACACAGCCAGCACCUAGAGUCAUGCACUCUUGAAGAUAGGACAGCUGAAAAACCAGACCAUUCUUCUGACAAAAGCAAUAACAUGCUUAAAUCAGCCAGCAAUCGGAAAACUUUUCAAAUGAAUUGGAAGGAUAAGAAUGCCAGAGAUGAUACAAUUAUUCUACUAAGGAAAGAAAUGGAAUCUGCUCUUGAAUGCUUAAAAGGAAUGCAAGCUGAAAUGGCCAAAUUAUGCGUUGAGAAAGAAGCAUUGCAGUCAUCUGAGCAAAAGAGUAGAGAGAGGAUUGGAGAUUUUGUGACUGCAGUAACUUCUCUACAGACCUAUAUGGAUAAGUUUGAACAUGAACUUGAAUUUAAAGUGGAGUUAGUAGAUGAUAAAUUACAGAAAAUAGAAGAUGCUGUGCAAGAGUCCUGCAGCUCCUGGUAUGAGCAAAAAAAGCUACUUGAAGCUGAACUUUGUGAUGCUAAGGCAGUGGCGGCCCAGAAAACUACGGAAGCUUUCUGCAUUCUAGCCAAAUUCGAAGAGGUCCAAGAUACCAUGAAAGAUGCAGACAUCAUGAUAAAUGAACUGAUGAUAGCAAAUGAAUCCUUAAAGCUUGACAUCAAAGAUCUUAAGAGGAAGGAGAUCAGCUUAGCCGAGCAGAGAGACAUCCUUGUUAAUGAAAAUCAAAGCUUGCAGUCGGCUAAUGAUCUAAAUAACAUGCAUUCAAGACUGGAGCAUGAGUUUGAGUCAGAUCUGGCAAUGAUGCAAAGGCUGGUAUUAGAGAUGGAGGAUAUAGUUUCACAAACAACAACCACUUCCACAGAUGAGCUGAAGUCUGUAACUACUGAUCUCCUUAUCAGAAAGUCUCAGCUUCAUGAAUCAAACUAAGUGCAUGAGGUCAUGGCUUGAGGAUAUCUGGUCAGAUAUUAUCGUCAAGGACUGCGCUCUGUCUGUCUUGCA